Microtus ochrogaster (prairie vole) is the source of this 1455-nucleotide messenger RNA. RefSeq names its product cytochrome P450 2B1-like. The record is from RefSeq and is a predicted model, not a curated record. The coding region runs from base 1 to 1455 and encodes 484 amino acids. NCBI's taxonomy places the organism in Eukaryota, Metazoa, Chordata, Mammalia, Rodentia, Cricetidae. Gene Ontology annotation, molecular function: oxidoreductase activity, acting on paired donors, with incorporation or reduction of molecular oxygen, reduced flavin or flavoprotein as one donor, and incorporation of one atom of oxygen; iron ion binding; arachidonate epoxygenase activity. Gene Ontology annotation, biological process: epoxygenase P450 pathway; xenobiotic metabolic process. The transcript has 8 exons. Gene Ontology annotation, cellular component: cytoplasm; intracellular membrane-bounded organelle.
AUGCUCCUCAAGGGCUCUCAGCACUGCAGGGUUGUCAUGUUCCUGGAACCAGUUCCCUGUAGAUGUCCUGAUGGUUGCAUUGCAAGGCAUUUUUCCAAGUGUCCAUACUGCUGUCAUGACUCACAUUCAGGACCAAUUCUAGGUGACUAUCACUUUUCUUCCCAUGUAACCCAGUGGCUUCGAGAAAAAUAUGGUGAUGUGUUCACAGUGCACCUGGGAACGAGGCCCGUGGUCAUGCUGUGUGGGACAGAGGCUUUAAGGGAGGCUCUGGUGGACCACGCUGAGGCUUUCUCUGGCCGGGGGACAGUUGCUGUGCUUGAGCCAGUUGUGCAGGGAUAUGGUGUCAUCUUUGCCAAUGGGGAACGCUGGAAGGCCCUUAGGCGAUUCUCUCUGGCCACCAUGAGAGAUUUUGGGAUGGGGAAGAGGAGUGUGGAGGAGCAGAUUAAGGAGGAGGCCCGAUGUCUGGUGGAGGAACUGCGGAAAUCCCAGGGUGCACCCUUGGACCCCACCUUCCUCUUCCAGUGCAUCACAGCCAACAUCAUCUGCUCCAUUGUCUUUGGUGAGCGCUUUGAUUACAAAGACCGCCAGUUCCUGCGCCUGCUGGACCUGUUCUAUCAGACCUUCUUACUCAUCAGCUCAUUCUCCAGCCAGGUAUUUGAGCUCUUCUCUGGCAUCCUGAAGUACUUUCCUGGUGUCCACAAGCAAAUCUUCAAAAACGUGCAAGAAAUCCUUAACUACAUCGGCCACAAUGUGGAGAAGCACCGGACAACCUUGGACCCUAGCAAUCCAAGAGACUUCAUUGAUACCUACCUUAUACGCAUGGAGAAGGUUCAGUCUCCUGGCUCUGCACUGUUCCUAAGCUAUUGGCUCACAGAAAACAGGGUCGCUGUGCAUUGCUUCUGUGAAGGCACGGAGAUUCUAUGUUGUCUCCCUUUCUGUGCAGAGAAAGUCCAAAAGGAGAUCGAUCAGGUGAUUGGCUCACACCGCCCACCAACCCUUGAUGACCGCACCAAAAUGCCUUACACUGAUGCCGUCAUCCAUGAGAUUCAGAGAUUUUCAGAUAUUGUUCCUAUUGGAUUGCCACACAAAGUCACCAAAGACACUUUGUUCCGAGGGUACCUGCUCCCCAAGAACACUGAAGUGUACCCCAUCCUGAGUGCAGCUCUCCAUGACCCACGGUACUUUGAACAACCAGAUGACUUCAAUCCUGACCACUUCCUGGAUGCCAAUGGGGCUCUGAAGAAAAAUGAAGCUUUUAUGCCCUUCUCUAUAGGAAAGCGCAUUUGUCUUGGUGAAGGAAUUGCCCGCAACGAAUUGUUCCUUUUCUUCACCACCAUCCUCCAGAACUUCUCUGUGUCCAGUCCCGUGGCUCCUAAGCACAUUGACCUCAGGCCCAAGGAAAGUGGUGUAAGCAAAAUACUCCCCAAAUACCAGAUUCACUUCCUGCCCCGCUGA